AUGGCCUCCUUACUCCCUAAGACAGGGGUCCAGAUACCUGUCAUCGUCUUUCUUUUUAUUCUUACAAUGAUCAUAGCGAGCCAGAGACUUUCUACAUCAAUACCUCGAAUAAAGCAAUUUAAGGGAUGGACGGGACCCAAAGAGGGGCCGGUCCAGACGCCUAUAAUAUCCGCAGAAGAUGUCGUUAUCAUUUCCAAUUUUACGGCUGGAACGCCUAAGCCACCAGGGUCGACCUACACCAAAGCCCUCAUUGUCCCUCGACUAAAAAAGGAAAAAGUCGACUGGAUCGACAGCCUCGAGGAUAUCCAAAAGAAUAUUUAUGUCGUUGACGACCCACACUCACUUCCUCGCAUCCCCCAAAACAAAGGCCGGGAGGCCAUGGUCUACCUAACAUACCUUAUCGACAACUAUGACAACCUGCCAGAGGUUAUGAUAUUCAUGCACUCACAUCGAGAGGCCUGGCAUCACGAAGAACCUCUAAAUAGAGAUGCUGCGGAGAUGGUAAAACGCCUGAGCAUUGAACGAGUAAUCAGAGAUGGCUUCAUGAACCUACGUUGUAACUGGAGUCCUGGUUGUCCCGGCUGGAUACACCCUCAUACUACUGAGGAAAAUGCGGAAAAGCCCGAAGAAGCCAGUGUUCUCAAGGGCUGGACGGAUAUAUUUCCUUCCAUCCCGAUCCCAGGCGUUAUCGGCGGCCAGUGCUGCGCCGAGUUUGCCAUCUCUCGCGAAAGAGCCCUGGCUAUCCCUCGAUCUCAUCUUCUCUACUAUCGCGACUGGCUACUUCGCACUAAUCUGGUUGACUACUACUCUGGCCGAGUAUGGGAGUAUCUCUGGCACGUCAUCUUCACCGGACAAUACGUCUACUGCCCCGCCGAGCGGGUGUGUUUCUGCGAUGGCUAUGGCCUCUGUUUCGAUCAAGACCAGCCGUUCCUUGAGUUCAAGCAGCUGGGUGACGCCCUUUACGGCUUGAGACUGGAGUUGGAUUACUGGCGUGCGAAGGAGAAGGAAGUAACGCAGGCAAGAAAGGAACGGAAUUUCCCUGCGCUGGUCAAGAUGGAGGUUCCCGCGGUGAAUAAAAAGCAGCAGAUAGAGCAAGAGAUCCGGGAAAAGUCGUCCGCUUAUAGAAAACUGAGGGAUGCCGCUUUCGCUAGAGGACAGGAUCCUCGCGUCAGGGCUCGGAUUGCUGGUCGACCGUGGAAGGAAGGCGAUGGCUUUUGA
Nannizzia gypsea CBS 118893 is the source of this 1218-nucleotide messenger RNA. RefSeq lists its product as hypothetical. The transcript is spliced from 2 exons. The coding region runs from base 1 to 1218 and encodes 405 amino acids. The record is from RefSeq and is a predicted model, not a curated record. Lineage: Eukaryota; Fungi; Ascomycota; Eurotiomycetes; Onygenales; Arthrodermataceae.